Oncorhynchus nerka (sockeye salmon) is the source of this 1115-nucleotide messenger RNA. RefSeq lists its product as uncharacterized. The record is from RefSeq and is a predicted model, not a curated record. The transcript is spliced from 5 exons. Bases 1 to 645 code for a protein of 214 amino acids. Lineage: Eukaryota; Metazoa; Chordata; Actinopteri; Salmoniformes; Salmonidae.
AUGAUGAAGGCACAGGGUGUAUUGGUGGGGGUGUCUCUGCUGACUAGCGUAGCUCUGCUGGGACUGAUAAACGUGCGGCGGAAAGAAGAGAUGAAGGAGCAGAAACAUGUAUCGUUCGAGACGAUUAAACUGCGUGUGACCAGAGACGUACUGGGAGAGUACCAACACGAGGUGAUCAGAGCUCACAACCUGCUGGACAAGACCAAGGCGCAGGUGGAUACUCUGGGGUCAGAACUCCCCCCACUGCAGGCUGCAGAGGCCAAGAAGAAGAGUGAACUGGAGGCAUGUCAGGGAGAAAAGAAACAUGUUGCGGAUGAGGUGGGGGCCGUUGAGGCAGAGAACAGUAACUCUAAAACUGAGUUUGAGAAGCAAAACGCUGCCUGGGUAGCAGAGAUGACGUCUCUCAAACAGCAGGUGGUGCAGCGCAGCAAAGUGUGUGUCUUUGUGAAGAAGGACUCUGUAGAGGGAAGGAAACUGUGUGGGGAUGAACCGCCUAAACAAGAGGCCGCUCCAAAACCAGAUGCCCCCAAACCAGAAGAAUCCAAACCAGAUGCUCCCAAACCUGAUUCUCCUAAAGAAGCCCCUAAACAAGAGGCCGCCCCCAAACCAGAAGAACCCAAACCUGAGGCCCCAAAGAUGAGAUGAGCAGAGCUGGGGAUGGACGAAGAGAACGGGAAGAGAACGGGAAGAGCAACGUGGAAUCAAAGAAAAGACAUAAGGAAGGCAGAGACCUUCUGCAGGACAUUUCUCUGUUCCUUUUUAAACUCGUUAGAACUUGUCCUUCAUGCUACUUUAGUGUCUAUUAACUACCAUCUAACAUGAGUGGAUAUUGAAUACUGUUUGUUAACCUUGUCCAUUCCUCUCUCUCAGUAUGACCCUCCCUCGGGGGGUGUUUGUGUGUGAUUUGAACAAAUGUGUAUGUGCCACCAGUAUCGACCAAUUGGAAAGUCCAAAGCCUCUCUCUGUCACUCCUCAUCAUCCUCACUCUGUUACCCUGGUGACGGUAUUAUGCAGUGGUGGCGACCAUAGCAUUGACCAAUCAAAAGUCAUGGAUUAAACUAAUGGUAUUUCUGUUUGUCUGAUUCUGAUGUAAUAAAGCUUAACCCUAAAGGAAA